Doryrhamphus excisus (bluestripe pipefish) is the source of this 1742-nucleotide messenger RNA. RefSeq names its product mitochondrial ribosomal protein L37 (gene mrpl37). Gene Ontology annotation, biological process: translation. The record is from RefSeq and is a predicted model, not a curated record. Gene Ontology annotation, molecular function: structural constituent of ribosome. Gene Ontology annotation, cellular component: mitochondrion; ribosome. NCBI's taxonomy places the organism in Eukaryota, Metazoa, Chordata, Actinopteri, Syngnathiformes, Syngnathidae.
AAAGUAUUUGAAGGACACAUGACUAUAUAACAUAACCUGCAGAAUAUAACUGAAUAUAUAAAAGUAGUGUUAUUUUCACAUUUUUUAUAUAGUUUUUAAAUGCAUGUAAAGUCGGUUGCACGGCCGAUGCUACAUACUCCGGUACAGUAGGUGACGGUAAUGCACCUUUGAAGGCAUGGUCGUCACCAGCUUUUAAACCAGACGAGGAAGAAAAGGCAGACAACGAAGAAGACAAGGAUUCUGUGAAUGUCCUACAGCCAACAUCGAGAAGAAAUAUCGAUAUGAUUUCCGAAACCCUGUGUAUGACCCCAGUGGCUUUUGGCUUUUCGAAAUGGCUUCUCUGCGGACAUUUUAGCUGGUUGUCUGCAUGUGGAAAAAGAAGCGGACUACAUGCCCGACACUUCUCUGUCAGCCACAGCAUUGCGAGAAAAGCUUCAAGUCAACGGGAGCCCAAGGAAAAAGUGCACGUCCCAGGACUGGAUACGGUCACCUAUGGAGAAAAGAUGCACUAUGUCCCGUGGCUAGCUCAACCCAUUUAUUCCCAAUGGGAAAUGGAUUACAAGGAUCCCAGGUAUUUUAGGUCUCCUCCAAAACACGAGAUGCCUUUGUACAAAGAGAAGCCAUGUUAUGUGUUCAACCAGAGGACCAGCGCACUAGAAGGUGUUCGUCAGGCUCUCUGGUUAACCAAAAGCAAGGAAAUCUCUGGUUUGCCACCAGAGCUUCUCUCAACGGCAGAGAGGCCUGCUAAUCAGCUACCAAAUCAGGACAGUCGUGUUCAGAAUGCCAUCAAACAUGCCCGCUUCUGGGACACAACCGAGGAGCGACCAGAUGGAGUAAAAUACAGCAACACGCUCCUCUUCAAUCUGCUCCAUCUUUGUGCUACUCUACAGUCCAGUCAUCCACUGACUAGAAGGAGAAUGAGUGUUGAGAAAUGUUCAUUAGCAGUAUCAUGGAAAAGAGGCGACAACUUGUUCCAGAUUCGGGGUCAAAAUGCUUUCGUGUAUAACAGCAUGGAUGCCCUCCCAAGGGUUUCUGGAAUACAGCAAGUGUUAGACACAGCAGAUCACGCUCUUGAAACGUUCUAUCCUGUGUCGCCUACUGUGGACUUGCAGACAGUACAUGUGUACAAGGAGGAGGUGAAUUGCACAGGUUUUGGAGGUCAAUAUUUUUACCCUCAUGCCCACACACUUUACUUCCUGGAAGGAGAUGAUGUUCGCUGUAAGCUUAAACCAGAGCAGUUCAGAGCCAAGAUGAUCAUGUUCCUUUUUGGAUCUGCUCUGGCACAUGCACGGAAAUUGUUUGGGACCAAGACGAAGGGUGUGUUAGAUAAUCCUAUUACAAUACAGGGAGUCGGGACCAAUGGCAGAAUCUUCCAGUUCAUCGUUUUCCAGCUCAACACUACAGAUCUGAGAGGAGACGACGGCAUCAAAAACCAGGUGUGGCUGGAUGAAGAUGCAGAGCUCUACGAUUUUGCAAAAGUCAGACCACUCAUCGUCAAAAAGCAAGUGAAGGUACCAGCUGGUCUAGCAGGAUAUAAGCCAAAGACGUUCUCCAAGUUCCUUGCCUUAUACCUUCACGGUGCUGUAUAGACUCUCUGUACCAUCCAUGAGUCAAUAUUUCAGUGUCCACAAAGAAACAAGAAAAUUGUCAUGUCUCAAGACUCUCAUACCAUUAGGUAAUCUGAAACACCGCUAUGUGUGUAUACCUUUCACAUAAAAAUAAUAAAAACUGCCAUUUGGUUG